Molecule: messenger RNA, 2318 nt
Organism: Periophthalmus magnuspinnatus
Lineage: Eukaryota; Metazoa; Chordata; Actinopteri; Gobiiformes; Gobiidae
Product: hemicentin-2-like
Exons: 9
Coding region: 175-2103 (642 amino acids)
Biological process (GO): cell adhesion
Molecular function (GO): integrin binding
Source: RefSeq, a predicted model, not a curated record
UGGCCUUCUUCCUACUGCCCCUAAAAGCAACGCGGCUGCUUUAACUUUCGGGACUUUCUAAACAAGUGAAAGUGACUCAACAGCGUCUCCUUAUUCCUUAUGAAUGGACACAGACCGCGACACUUGAGAAGCGCUGCAUGUUUUCACUGUGAUUUGCGUAAAAAAUAGCGAAGAAUGGGCAUAAGCGCGUUGUUCAUCGCGUGCAGCUGUUUCCUUUUAUACACAGGAGAGUCUGCGGAAACCCCAUGUCCUUUUGUAAUGACCCCAUCCAGAGUUGUGGUGCAAUAUGGACACGCUUUUACAGUCAACUGCACCUCAACUACAGAUGAAGUCGAAGGAAUGGGCUGGGAGUCAAACUACAAAGGCACUGGACUCAUAUAUUCUCCUCACGUCCAGUUAAACAUCGAGAAAGUGGACAGUUUUGAUAUAGCAUCUCAAUGCUACAUCAAUUUAAAAAACUCUCCACAAUGCACCGCAUUCCUGCCAAUCAUAGUUUACAAAAUACCUGACAGUGUGCUUAUAGUGUCUGAAAAUCAGCCCAUUGAGGAGCAGCAAGACUUUGAAAUGCAGUGUAAUGUAUCCAAUGUUGCGCCUGUGAAUUCUACGGUUGUAACAUGGUACUUAGGGGAUACCAGGAUUAAGAGAGAGAUGCUUACUUCCGGAGUUAGUCAAAAACCAUCUACCCAGUCGUCUGUCAUCAAAAUAACAGCAGACAAAGAUGCUCAUCGAAAGAAAUUAAUGUGUGAAGCCAAAUUUGACUUUGGACCAGCAGGGCCACAUCUCCUGCCAAUUAGAUCACCUCCAGUGGAUCUUCAUGUACUAUAUAAACCCUUCUUUAAAGAGCCCAAAGUGGAGAGGGUUGAGGUGCCAGCUAAUGGUAAAAUAACAUUGAACUGCACUGCCCAGGGAAACCCCACGCCUAAUUACCACUGGCAGGUCCCUAAGCCCACUGGACAGAAGGUGGGGCAUCAACCCAUUUUGGACCUCCAGGGGCCAUUCCCAGGAACUUACAACUGCACCACAUCCAAUUCCCAAGGCUCCAGCGUCAAGCAGUUUGUUCUCACAGAUGCUCCAAGAGACUACACAGUGCUAGCAACUGUACUUGGAAUCCUGGCAGCCCUGGGUUUCUUGCUCCUCAUCAGUGGACCAUUUAUUGUGACUAAAGAUGGGACUUUUUCACUCAACAAAGGCGGCUACAGCAAAGGACAGCCCUCGCAACCAAUAUGCUGCUGGGUGUAUUUAGUUUCAGGUGAUGGGUGCUCACUGAGUCUAAAGCCCUCCCGGGUAGUGGUGGGCUUUGGGGAGGCUGUGUCCGUCAGUUGUGAAGCCACUCGGCCAGUGCGUGUUUUGGGAUGGGAGUCAGCCAUCGGUCCCUCACACACUCAGCAGGAACAGUCUGUGCAGUGGAAAGUGGACAGCCUUAUUGACUGGAUUGAGGAACCCAUUUGUUAUGGAGUGUUUCACACUGCACCAAGGCAAUGUGAGGAGAAACUCAACCUUGUAUUGUACAAGAUCCCUGAUAGUGUCAGUAUUCGACCUGUGGACCACACUGGGCCUAUGGUGGAGGCAAAGAAAUACCAGCUGCUCUGUGAGGUGCAGAACAUUGCUCCAGUUCAGUAUCUCACCCUGAAAUGGUACAGAGGAGAUGCAAUGGUCCAUAACCAUUCCUUUUCGGACCUCACAUCGUCUUCGCCUGUCCAAGUGUCUUCGAUCCUUGAGAUCUUUCCAUCUAGAGCUGAAAAUGGUGCCAGCUACAGGUGUGUGGCUGAGCUGGAGCUGGGACCAGAAGGACCUCAACAACCACCAAGUGUGACAUCUGAUUCACUCAAUGUCUCUGUCCAAUUUCCACCAACAUUCAUCGGGUCUGAAACAGAAGUGGUAGAGCUAAUAUCUGGUGCUGAAAUUGUCUUAAACUGCACUGCUUUGGGGCACCCCUCCCCUGUGUACUCCUGGCAGUCACCCUCUCCCAUGCAACUGACUGGGGAUGAAGCUAUCCUUAUAUCGUCCACACUUGUACCUGGAGCCUACAUAUGCACUGCCUCAAAUUCACUGGGGAAAAAGACCAAGAAUUUCACGGUUAAAGCGAAGACCAAAGGUGUUUAAAGCAAGCAACAAAUUGGAGUACAAUGACAACACUUGCAACAGUUUUUCAUUCCUUAUUUCCUUUUUAAUCAAAGAGGAUUUUAUUUUGCUGCUGUAAUAGCAAAUCUGACACUAUUUAUGUAUUAGAUUGUUAUCCAACUGAAUUAUAAAAACGCACUAAUACUAUGUUUAUAAUAUAAUAACACAUACGAACUGUGGCCAUUUAUUUUGAGUAU